Ylistrum balloti is the source of this 1182-nucleotide messenger RNA. Its product is annotated as neuronal acetylcholine receptor subunit alpha-7-like. The transcript has a single exon. Lineage: Eukaryota; Metazoa; Mollusca; Bivalvia; Pectinida; Pectinidae. Gene Ontology annotation, biological process: nervous system process; signal transduction; regulation of membrane potential. Gene Ontology annotation, molecular function: extracellular ligand-gated monoatomic ion channel activity; neurotransmitter receptor activity; transmembrane signaling receptor activity. The coding region runs from base 1 to 1182 and encodes 393 amino acids. Gene Ontology annotation, cellular component: membrane; synapse; neuron projection. The record is from RefSeq and is a predicted model, not a curated record.
AUGGAUGACCUGGUGAGACUGAGGAACACGCUGUUUCAGAACUACACAAAAGAUUUCCGACCAGUUUACAACCUGAGUGACGUCACAUAUGUAUCACUUGAUAUGUUCCUAAUAUCUAUUUCAGACCUUGACGAGAAAAGUGGAACGAUCACAUUAAAUUGUGGAAUAUCAAUGUUCUGGACAGAUCACCAGUUGGUUUGGAAUUCAAGUGACUACAACGGCAUCACUUCCUUUGUUUUCAACUCAUCAAAUGUAUGGAGGCCACGAGUUUAUAUCACAACAUCUUCUGACGAUCUGACCGAUUUGUCUUUGGAUGCCUUCGACGUAAGAGUAUAUUCAAAUGGCGGAGUUACGUCUUCGCCUGGUCGACACGUAAGAGCUAGUUGCAGUUUCGACAUGACAAAAUUCCCGACAGAUUCGCAAACGUGCAUCAUGCAGCUCACGUCAUGGAUGUAUACAGCUCAUGAAAUGAUUUUUAUCAUAGCACGUUCAAACAUGAACCUAGGUUAUUACAGACCUAACGGAGAGUGGAAUCUCGAAUGGACAUCAGUGACAAACAACACAGAUUUCGGAAGCAUUUUUUCGGUAAUAGACUGUUCAAUUCAUGUGACCAGACGCUCUGGAUAUUUCAUGGUGUCCAUGACUACGCCCAUACUGCUUCUGUGUUUCCUCAACCCAUUUGUGUUCGUCCUGCCGGCCUCCUCGGGUGAAAGGAUUUCAUAUACAAUUACCGUCUUCUUGUCACUAGCAGUAUAUAUGACACUAAUAGGGGAAAACAUGCCGCAGGUUUCAGAACCAAUGGCGGGAGUUUCGUAUUUCUUACUUGUGGCUAUGUUAAAUAGCUGUGUGCUAAUCCUGUUGACAAUAUUUACGCUACGAUGUAAUUCUGUAACCGACAUAAGUAAAUUUCCUGGCUGGUUAUUGUGGCUUGCCUCCCGUCGUGGAUUUCGAAAAUCGGCAAAUCUUAGAAAUAGAGUGGAUACUUGUAAGGAAAUAAGCGAUGUCAAUGUGAAGGAGAAUGGUACAGCAACAAACAGAAUAAUCGCUCCCAGGGAUCAGGAUAUGGACAACAUUCCUAGCAAAAUGGAAGUGAUGUCAUUCAUCGACAAGUGUCUUUUUUGUCUAACACUUCUGAUGAUGGUCAUUACAUGUUUAGUGUUUGUAAUUUAUUACUGGUUGUAG